Molecule: messenger RNA, 1291 nt
Organism: Oncorhynchus masou masou (cherry salmon)
Lineage: Eukaryota; Metazoa; Chordata; Actinopteri; Salmoniformes; Salmonidae
Product: neurotrypsin-like
Cellular component (GO): dendrite; membrane; terminal bouton
Source: RefSeq, a predicted model, not a curated record
AUGAACAUCGCUGAAAGACGUCCAAUGACUCUAUCAAACAAGGACAACCACAUCUACAGUAGUGAGAUCAGUAGAGCCUUAUAUUUCUCUGGCCGAGCGCGCUCCUCCGCCCUAUCUCCUCGAGGGGGUGUGGUCAGAAUGCACUGGGGGGCGGUCCACUGUCAGGGGGAGGAGCCUGAUAUACUGCAGUGUCCCAGUGUUCCAUGGAACGGAGGGGAGUGUCCCCACUCUGCAGGGGUCAUCUGUACCCCAAUGGAAGUGGUAGGGUUGGUGCCAGUGAGGUUGGUGGGGGGGGUGUCAGCGUGGGAGGGGCGUGUUGAGGUGUUCCGGGGCGUGUGGGGUCUCGUCUGCGACGACCAAUGGGAUGAGAGCGACGUGGAGGUCGUCUGUCGACAGCUGGGCCUGGGGGGUGUAGCACGAGCGUGGGGUCAGGCGUAUUUUGGUGCGGGGUCAGGCAGGGUGUGGCUGGAUGAGGUGCGCUGCACGGGGAACGAGCUGACCCUGGAACAGUGUCCUAAAGCUGCCUGGGGAGAACACAACUGUCUCCACUCUGAAGACGCAGGCGUCUCUUGUACCCCUCUCACUGAUGGUUCAGUGCGGUUGUCUGGGGAUAGUGGGAGCAGUGAGGGCAGGCUGGAGGUGUUCUAUAGAGGUCAGUGGGGGACGGUGUGUGACGAUGGAUGGACUGACUCCAACACACAGGUGGUCUGUGGACAGCUGGGGUACAGAUCAGGGGAGUCUCUUCCUCCAGAGGGGUCAGAGGUCGGCCCAGGUGGGCAGUUUCCGGCGGGGUCAGGCCCCAUCCUAUUAGACGAUGUGAGCUGUACGGGGAAGGAGCCUAGCCUAUCACUGUGCAGCAGGAGGGAGUGGCUUAGACAUGACUGUUCCCACAAGGAAGAUGUCAACGUCCGCUGUAGGGACAAACUCACACACACCCUGCACAGUAUCCCGGUGAGGCUGGUAGGAGGGGAGAGCGUUAAUGAGGGGAGAGUAGAGGUGUACCUCCAGGGGACCUGGGGGACGGUGUGUGACGAUGGAUGGACAGACGUAAACGCGGAGGUGGUGUGUCGACAGCUGGGAUACAGUGGAGCGGCGAAGGCCCGUGUGAUGGCGUAUUUUGGCGAGGGGGAGGGGCCUAUCCAUGUGGACAACGUGAAGUGUUCCGGCGAAGAGCGUUCGUUGGUCGACUGCCUCAAGCAGCCAACCGGGGCGCAUAACUGUCGCCAUAGCGAAGACGCCGGGGUCAUCUGUGACUACGGCCAAUCACAGUUCAGCGACACAGAGGGCAAAG